AGUAUGCGUUAUGAACCAACUGAGAGGAAUGCUUUAUUUGAUACCAAUUUUGCUUAUAUGAAUAUGGACAAUAAUAAAACAUUAACUGAUCGUAUGCAGUACAAAGAUUUAACUGCAGAACAAUUUAUCAAGGGAAUACUUCUCUCUAUUAUAUGUUUUGUAGCUGUAUUAGGAAAUAUUUCAAUUUGGAUUAUAGUCAUACGGUGUCGUGCCUUGAGAACAGUCACAAAUUGUUUUCUUCUUGUUCUCUCUGCAUUUGAUUUGUUGGUAUCAGUUGUAAAUAUACCAGUAACGGUCUUCACCAUAUUUUCGGGUGAAUGGUUUUUAUCAGACGAAGCAUGUAUAGGUUUUGGAUUUACAAAUAUGGUGACGCUAUGUGGAAGUGUACUGUCUUUAUGUAAUAUUGGCAUUAACAGAUACGUUAUGGUUUGCCAUCCUUCCAAGUUUAUAAAAGUGUACACAAGGAAAAACGUAAUACUCAUGAUUAAUGCAUCUAUAGCAGUGACUAUUGGCGUCUCCGUUCCACCGUUACUUGGUUGGUGUAAAUACUCAUACACUCCAUCGCAGAACAUAUGCUUUGCAAACUGGCCAAUAUCAUUAUCAUAUGCUCUUUUUAUGAUAUUUUGCUGUUUUGGUGUUCCCCUUGUUGUUAUGAUCUUUUGUAAUUAUAAAAUUUACAAGACAGUAAAAAACAGCAAAAAGAGAGUAUCGAAUACUUACCCUGUACAAAUGUCAAUGUUAAAAGAUCAAAAUGGCAGCAAACCAGUAGAAAACACCAAUGAGCUAGACAUAAGUCGGGAAAGUGAUCAACACAGAUGCAAAGGAAAUCUAUAUACGAAGUCAGAAGGACAAUCAGAUGUCAACAAAAAGCACAGAGCAUUAUCAAGCACAGUAAAGACUAAGGCCUCAUCUCCAAAACCGCCGGUGGUAAAUAAGGCAAACCCAGAGGAAAUAAGACUUGCCAUAAUGCUUGUCACAAUAGUUAUUGUAUUUUUCAUUUGCUGGUUUCCUUAUUGUAUAAGUAUGAUAUUAAGCAUUGUAGUACCUGGCAAAGUUCCUAGAAUAUUUCACAUGUCGACACUUUUAAUCGGUUAUUUUAACAGCUGCUGCAAUCCAAUAAUAUAUGGACUUCUGAAUAAGAGAUUUUCUGAUGGUUACAAAAAGUUAUAUUGUUUUUGGAGGUAACGAAUAAUAUUACAGAUAAUAUAAUUUGAAGGUGUUUAUACUCGCAUGAUAAAUUACAUACAAUUCUCGUCAUCGUUUUAAUUUGUACAUUGUAAACUUCGGAAUGAUUGCAUUUCUUAGAAUUGUUCAUUUUGCAUUAAUGACAUAUUGCAGUAAAAUAGAAGAGGCUUAAUUUUAGAAUUUUUCAAUUCAAGUCAGUUCAUCAUACUUUUUGUUAUAUAUUAUUUUUAUUUUGUUAUCAUUUAUCAAUUAUUCAAGUGAGGCAUUGUUUAUAUUAACUCUAAUACUGAUAUCCUUACACACAAUUUACAAAAUUAAAACCAACGUAACAACAUUUUAAUGCUCCCUUUAUUCCAAAGUAACAGUCAUGAUCGAAACACAUAAGAAAUACCACACUUCGCUGUAAGUCCAAGACGGUCCUGAGUACAAAUAGUGGUAGGAAAAAUGCACGAACACGAAAUUAAUUUUAAAUGGACUGCAUAACAAUAACGACAAACAAAGAAAUUAAAGAAAAAGAAAAUAUUAAAUAAAAACUACAAUAGUAUAAGGCUGUUUAAUAGUCAUAAUUCGAUCAAGCGAUAACAAAUCCGGAUAACAAACCAAAUUGGUGGGUUGAACCUGGAUUUUUAUUGCUAGCCAUACUUCUCGCUGAUAUGACACUGUUGAAAUAUCGUUAAAAUGUCAAAAAUACAGUACAAAUAGGCACAAGAACAUACAGGACAGAGAAAUACAUAAGUGAACCCAUAUGAUAAAAACUUAUCGCAGUACUGUUACUGCAUCAAAUUUUUACCGUUAAUGUUAGAUGCAAACUACCUGAGUCGACAAUUACUGAGUAUCUUGCUCCGUCAAACAAUUUUGAUUUGGGAUGUUCUUGCUAUCCUAUGCAUUAUAGUUUUGUAUUGUCUAUUUUAUAUCAAUCAUUGUUUAAAUACACAUUUUUAAAUAUGAGAAAAAAUGAAAGGAAGAAAUAAAAGAAAGAAAGGCAAAAAUAGAUUAGGUUUAGAUCUUGAAUUGGAAGGUUGUUGCUGCAUAUAUAAUCAUACGCUUGGAAUUUUAUCAAAUUUUAUUUUGAAAUCAUCACGUUUGUCAAAUAUUAUUUAGUUAAACGUCGUCGUUUAUCAAUUCCAGUAACAAGAAAAGAUGAAAUGAGGCAGACCGUUUAUUUUCGAAAGAUUUUUUUUUUAACAUAUAUGGCACAACGUUUUGAAUUUUUGUUUUAAAUACUCUACAACUUGAUUAUGUUUUACCCAUUUAACUGUUUUUACUUUAAGUUAUAUCCGAUUGAAAAGUUUAAAACCAUUUCAAUUUCAGAGAGUAUAAUAUAAAUACAUUUUUAAUCAUAUUUUAAAGGAUACACUUAAAAAGCAAUCAUGACAUGCUUAAAUUCAAUACUUGGUAUUUUUAAAAAUCUUCUCAUUUAUAUUGUCAAACCGUAUUCUUUAUCAUAAAUACAGAUUUUCGGACAUCAUCAGUUACCCCUCCAUAUCCAGUGAUCAAAUAAUUAGUUGUCUACAAAAAGAAAAGGGAAGAUAUCUUCCUUCAAGUUUAAAAAAAAGAAGAUUAUGCGUAAAAUACAAAAUAAAAGAAGAUGAAGUAAAUUUUUGUAUAGUGUGAUAAUAGCAGUAAUAUAAGAAACGUUUAUUUUGAUGUUUUGAUAAAUGAUUAUAUACAUGUACAAAUGAAAUGACAUAUAUUACAUUUUUUACAACCCAAGAUCACGCAUUGGGGUUAAUAAGCUUUGAUCAUUUAUUAAACAUUAUAUAAAACUCAGGACAGUGGACUCUAGAAAUAUUUACUUCUUUUUUUGUACUAAAGAACUUGUUUAUUUUUGUUAUUAUUGGUUGUUAUGUAAUG
Messenger RNA from Mytilus trossulus (common blue mussel), 3039 nucleotides. Its product is annotated as melatonin receptor type 1A-like. The record is from RefSeq and is a predicted model, not a curated record. Gene Ontology annotation, cellular component: plasma membrane. Bases 4 to 1185 code for a protein of 393 amino acids. Gene Ontology annotation, biological process: phototransduction; cellular response to light stimulus; G protein-coupled receptor signaling pathway. Gene Ontology annotation, molecular function: G protein-coupled photoreceptor activity. Lineage: Eukaryota; Metazoa; Mollusca; Bivalvia; Mytilida; Mytilidae. The transcript is spliced from 2 exons.